AUGCCCGCGCAGCUGUUCGCGACGCAUGUGGCGGUUGGUGCCAGGGCGGGCGCGCCGGUGCCUCGGCGCGCGGCGGCGACGCAGCGCGCCUCGGCGCCGCAGCGGCGCGCGAGCCACGUCGCGCGGUUCCGCCGCAGCGAGUCCAUGCCGAAGCCGAACCCGACGAUCGGUCCCGCCGCGCUGGGGCCCACUUGCAAGACGCACCGCAUGAUUCUCGUGGCCGUCGACAACACGGAGGUCAGCGAGCGGGCUCUGCAGUGGUGCCUGGACAACAUGCACGUCGCGAACGGCACUAUUCGCCUCGUGCACCUUCUCCCUCCUUCUGUCUCCGUCACGGACGUCGGCGGGCUUGCCACGUACCACCCUGUGGUGAAGCCGGGCGUGGGCGACAGCGUCAUCGACCUCGCGGAAGAGUACCUCCUGACGAGCCACGAAGGGAUGAUCAACGAGGCGGGCGCCGCGCUCGAGGUCGAGGUCAUGCAGAGCAACCGCGACAUCCCGAACGUCCUCGUGGACCUGGCGGACAAGACGCACGCCACAGCGCUGGUGCUGGGCACGCACGGGCGCAAGGGCUUCCGGGAGAUGCUGUUGGGCAACGUGGCGAAGAAGGUGCUGGACCUGGGGUGCCAAACGCCCGUGGUGGUCGUGCACUGA
Messenger RNA from Pedinophyceae sp. YPF-701, 654 nucleotides. The record is from the annotation of a GenBank genome assembly. NCBI's taxonomy places the organism in Eukaryota, Viridiplantae, Chlorophyta, Pedinophyceae.